Nymphaea colorata (pocket water lily) is the source of this 1981-nucleotide messenger RNA. Its product is annotated as UDP-glycosyltransferase 75C1-like. Gene Ontology annotation, molecular function: UDP-glycosyltransferase activity. The transcript has a single exon. NCBI's taxonomy places the organism in Eukaryota, Viridiplantae, Streptophyta, Magnoliopsida, Nymphaeales, Nymphaeaceae. The record is from RefSeq and is a predicted model, not a curated record. Bases 94 to 1662 code for a protein of 522 amino acids.
AGAACUACGGCCACCACAAGCAGAGAGCCGAGGCAGACGCAAUUCUAGUGGCCAGAAGGAAGUAGUUGAAGCGAGGAGGAGCCAGUCUCCGCCAUGGUUCACGUAGUCAUCGUCUCCUUCCCCGCCCCCGGCCACAUAAACCCGACGCUGCAGUUCGCCAAGGUGCUGUUGCAGCGGGGCAUCCAGAUCACCUUCGGCACCACCGUCCAAGCCCAGGCCUACAUCGCCUCCUCCACCACGACCGAUGGCAUCUCCUUCGCCACCGUCUCCGACGGCUUCGACUCCGAGGCCGACGUCAACAACUCGGAGCCCCACUACCCCCGCCGCUACGAGCGCUACGGCUCCGCCUCCCUCGCCGAGCUCAUCCGGUCCCUGACGGCCUCCGGUCACCCCGUCGAUUGCGUCGCCUUCAACUUCCUCCUGCCCUGGGCCGCCCGCGUGGCCCACGAGCAUGGUAUCCCCUCUGCCCUCAUCUGGCCGCAGCCCGUCUCCGUCCUCGCCCUCUACUACCACUACCUCUUCACCUGCCCGGAGAGCUUCGCCGAUCUCUCGAAGGAAAUUCAGCUGCCGUGCCUUCCUCCCCUCGUCACGGAGGACCUCCCUUCCUUCUUCCUCCCCGGAAACACCCACCCCCACGCCAUCCCCAUGCUCCGGGAGAUGUUCGACAACAUCCACGAGAACAAGUGCGGCUGGGCCUUCACCAACUCCUUCGACGCCUUGGAGGAGGACGUAAUCGCCUCCCUCCGGGAGCACAAGAUCAACGCCACCGGAAUCGGGCCCCUCAUCCCCUCCCUCACCCCGAAGACCAUCAAGCAGGCGGUCAAGGAGGCUGGCAAGAAGGAGGAGAUCGCAUGCAACGGUGCCCACGAGAAGCCGGCCAUCUCCAAUGAUCAAAACGCAGCGAGCGAGGAGAAGAAGCCGGAGCCAAGCGAGCAGGACAACAAACCAAAGAAAAGCGAGUUGGUCGAGUGGCUCGACGCGAAGCCCGCGGGCUCCGUCGUCUACGUGUCCUUCGGCAGCAUCGCCGACGUGAAGUCGCUGCAGAUCGACGAGCUGGCGGCGGGGCUGAUGGGGAUCGACCAUCCGUUCGUGUGGGUCAUCCGGCCUCCGGCCGACUACCCCGGAUUCCCGGCCGGGUUCGAGGAUGUGGUGGAGAAGAGGGGGAUGGUGGUGAGGUGGUGCGCGCAGGUGGAGGUUCUGAACCACCCGGCGGUUGGCGGGUUCGUGACGCACUCCGGGUGGAACUCGACGCUGGAAGGGCUGGUGAGCGGGAAGCCGAUGGUGUGCGUGCCGCAGUGGAGCGACCAGGCCACGAACGCCAAGAUCGUGUCGCACAAGUGGAAGACGGGGCUCCGAGGGAGGAAGAACGACAAGGGCGUGAUCGAGAGGGAAGAGUUCAAGAGGUGCGUCGGACUGCUCAUGGGCGAGGAGAGCGGGAAGGAGAUGAGGGAGAACGCUGCCAAGUACAAGGAGCUCGCCAAGCUCGCCAUUCAGGAAGGCGGAUCUUCCGACCUCAACAUCAAGGCCUUCAUCGAAGCCCUGCAACCACAACCGGCAGUAGCAGCAGCGCCACCACCACCACCGGUAGAGGAGCACAAGGAAAGGACCAUGGAGGUGAAACCAUUAGAGACUUCAGACAUCCCUGUGCCUGCAUCGGCUUAGAGCGGCUGCCAAGUUUCAUGCUUUGCGUAUGGCUACGAUUCAGAGCAAGCGGCACAUCUUUCUGCAAUGGAAACCAAAAAACCACACCUUCUCCGAUAUAUCAGAUAAUUUAGCUUCCGGUAAUUAGCCUUGAGCAUCGUACUCUGGUUUUCUCUCGCUUUUGCAUAAGUGGCCUUCUGGCGGUAACAUAGAGCGUGCGCUCCUGCGUGGAAAAAUGGCUUUUUGAUUCAGUUUGUUCUGUAAUAAUUUGACAUCAAGCCCGACGAUUUGAUGGCAGUGUAGAUUAGCAUCUAUAAUUGUGUGAUAAGCUUUCAAUUCA